This is a messenger RNA of Plectropomus leopardus (leopard coralgrouper), 6908 nucleotides long. It is a transcript of the gene cep170ba, whose product is annotated as centrosomal protein 170Ba. The record is from RefSeq and is a predicted model, not a curated record. Gene Ontology annotation, molecular function: protein binding. NCBI's taxonomy places the organism in Eukaryota, Metazoa, Chordata, Actinopteri, Perciformes, Serranidae.
GAGUUUCGCCCGGUUGUCAUUCCCAGAGGAAGAAGAGGGUGUGAUCGAAAUCUACCUGCCGAGUCCUACCUGGUGCUGUUUUUGUGCAAGUCGGCCGUCGAGUUUCAUCUGCCGUGGGAGGUAAAAACACUGGCUUCACUCAGGAGUAAAACGGAGAAGGCGUUAAAGGAUGCUAAGAAGAUCCUGACUCGUGGCCCCAACAUGAGUGUGACGUCAUGGUUCCUGGUCAGCAGCUCUGGCACACGCCACCGGUUGCCAAGGGAGAUGAUCUUUGUUGGCAGGGAUGACUGCGAGCUAAUGCUGCAGUCUCGCAGUGUGGACAAACAGCAUGCUGUGAUCAACUACGAUGCAAACACAGACGAGCACAUGGUGAAGGACCUGGGCAGCUUGAACGGGACGUUUGUGAAUGAUCUGAGAAUCCCAGACCAGACGUACAUCACCCUCAAGCUCUCUGAUGUCAUUCGCUUUGGCUAUGAUGCUCAUGUAUAUAUCCUGGAGAAGAGUCAACACAAGGUCCCAGAGGAAGCUCUUAAACAUGAGAAGUACACCAGCCAGUUGCAGCUUAGUAUAAAAGCCCUGCAGGCCAAAGCGAAGGAAAAACAGCAGCUCCAGAGCUCAGAGAAGAGCAAAGGCUCUGCUCCCAAACUGCAGGACAGAGCUGAGCGGAAAGCCCAGUCUCUCACAGCUGCCACAGAUUCUCCGAUAUCCAAGCCUACUCCUCUCUACGGCCAACCGUCCUGGUGGGGGGAGGAUGAGGACCCUGCCAACAAACACAAGAAUAGAGGUGGAAAAUCGCCAGAACGGGAGUCUCCAGAGCCUGCUAAGGACGUUUCCAGAUAUGAGGUCAACGGUUCUCUGUCUGACAGUCAGGCCAAGUCCAUCUUCUCCUACCGCCGGGAGCCCAGCUACUUUGAGAUCCCAACGAAGGAAUUACAGCAGCGACCUGCCAAGAAACCAGAGUCGCCAGUUCAUGAGGUACCCACAAAGGACACUUCAGAUCCCACUGAUGCUGUCUCCUCAACCCCGACACCUCCUGUGGUUCAAAGCCAUGCCUCCUUCACCAUCGAAUUUGAUGAAUGCACGCCGGGUAAAAUGAAGAUCAAGGACCACGUGACUAAGUUUUCUUACCGCCAGCAGCAGAGGCAAACUUCCACAGAGCUUGUCACCACACCCACUGAGGUGAUGUCAGCAGAGAGCAAAGUUGCCGAUUGGCUCGUCCAGAGCAACGCUAGCAUGAUGAGGAGGAGGUCUCAGGCCGAGGACAUGUACAGCACAAACAGUGACCCAUCACUUCUGAAGAUCAACAAGGCAAACCAUCGUGAAGACGGCACUCACAGUGAUUCAGGGAAUCCUGCACUCAAUGGAAGUGAGUUCCUCCAAUCAGAACCUCGGAUUGGGUCCCAGGGGUCUCCACAACCUCUGAGGGCCUCCCCUCCGCAGCGCUUUGCCUCCCCUGACUCCGAGGAGCCCUUGUCAUAUUCUCCACCAGAGUCUCGGCCCCUAUCCAGUCUUGGCAAGGCUGAGCCUCACCAAGCGUUUGUCAUUGAAUUCUUUGAUGAUAACUCAAGAAAGAAGCGCUCCCAGUCCUUCACCAAUAACACAUCCCCACCUGAGCCCUCAGGCCUCAGGGUCCAGCUGGAGAAGGUGAGGAAGAGCUCAAGCCCAAAUGGGGAGAGACAUGCCCCAUCUCCAGCAUGCACCACACCCCCAACCCAACGAUACACCGUCCCCCUGAAGGGCACUGCUUCCCAAGGCUUCCAAAGAGCCGGCUCUCUGCGCAGGGAGAAGACAGAGGAUCGGAUCAGCACUGGCUUCUCCUCUCGCUCCUCGUCAUCUGCGUCUGUAAGGCCUUUUAGCAGUGUGGGCCGGAGGUCCAAACUCGCCCAGGAAUUCACCGCUGAAUUUCUCAAACAAGCAAAGCAUUCCUCUUCUGCCAGCAGGGAGAAAAAUACAUCUAGUCCCCCGACAGAAGCUAAAACAGAGACAGUGGGAGUAUCCCAAAAUAGUCCCCCUCCAUCUCAUGCUCCCUACCAGCCACAGACUUCCUCUCCUAUCCACCAGCCUGUUCCCCUCAAGCCACCUGUGAUGCCUGUGGCAUCUCAGAGUGUUGAGCCCAAGAGCCCCCAUGUGGGUCCCAGGAACGAAGAGGAGGACAGUCUGAGUGAUGCAGGAACCUACACCAUUGAAGCAGAUGUUCAGGAUAGAGAGCUGGAAGAGGCACGGAGCAAGAUCGACCAGGUGUUUGGUGUUUUUGAGAGCCCAGAGCGAACCAACCAGACUGAUGCAGAAACCUCAUCAGCAUUUAGGCCUGUUGUUGUUGAGAGCAGAGAGCAGCAUAGGCAGAGUAGCUGUGGGGAGGUUCAGUCAGCAGGUGCAGUGUUACAGGGGGCUCCUAAAUGGAUGUCUUGCUGGGCCAGCUUGGCAGACAGCUACACAGACUCUGGGCCUUCGUCUGGCCUCUUUGACAUCCCUCCCCAGAUGGAGCUGUCAGGAGGGGCACGAGGUACAAUCAUCCACAAGGCCACGCUCAGCCGACACCACGACAGCACCGACUCCGACAGUUCAAGAGCUCGGCGCGUCCUGCCCCAGGUACCGCUGGGGGAGAAGACCGAUAUUCUAACUCCCAGCAUUCAUGUUCAUUAUGACCCGCAUUCAACAUUUGAUGUAGGAGACAGUACCUCUGUGGCCCCCAGGUCUCAGGAUAGCCUUCACAGGUUAUCAGUGCAGGACGACGUGGAGCCUGAUAGCCUGAGUGACGCCAGCAAAUCAGAUGAUGGCUCCAUCAUAGAGAAAAGUAGGAGACCACUGUCGGACACAGAUGAGAAGAAAAAUGAGGACAGACUGAGACCCAAAGACUCGGCCAAGCCUACAUCAUUCUACAUAGGGUCAGAGUCCAAACCUGACCGUGGGAGCUCAAACCCAAGUGCUCCUAAUACUGAAAUAAAACAUGCAACCAAAACUUUCUCAACAGCCACUCUGACCAAACAGAGAGGUAAUCAGGACUCUGGAAAAGUCAGGCCCAGUGUGUCGGCUCCUGUCUUGAGGUCACGGAGUCCAGAGCCCAAAGAGGGCACUGCAUCCCCCUUAAUUAGACAAGAGAGCUUCACCAAGGAGCGGCCCAGCAACGCCAGAUUGCCCAACAUCUCCAGCCUGUCUGAUCAGAGAGGCCUUGAAUCAUUCCAGGGAGUCUGCAAUCAGGACACUCAUUCUUUCCUCAAAGAGACGGAGGAUGUUCUGGCGGCUCUGGAGGCCAAACUGCAAGCAGGACAAUCAGAAAAAACACCGUCGCCAAUAAUGGACUCCCUAUCUGCAGAGUCUGAUGUGGAUACCUCCAGCACAGUCAGCCAACACAGCAAUAAGACCAGACCAAACACGGUGACUAAAAAACCCUCUGUGAGUGGCAUCCACAGGGAGAGGUCUUCAGCCAGUAUAGCGAGUCAAAACUCAAGUCGCCAGUCUACUGCAUCAGAAAAGCAGCGCUCUCAGGGAGCAGACAGCAAGACUGAGCCUCUCAGGAGACCGGUUGGACUGAGACGUAGUGUUGGGAAACGUGACUCCACGGACCUGAGUGACGACCCUCAGAGUUUACCUUACUCUGACCAGGAGUCUAACAGCCACCAAACCCGCAAAAAAUACACAGUGCCCCUUCAGAAAGAGGACGGCAAGAACUCCAGAGUGUCUCAGGCUUUGAAUCGAGCCAAUAGCUUGUCAGCACCAAGACCCACCAGAGCGUCCAUGCUCCGCAGGGCUCGCCUGGGAGAAGCUUCGGACAACGAGGGCACCGAGACAGACAGGCUGUCCCAGGAGGCAGCCAACGCCCCAGCUAAGCAACCCCAGGAAACCAAGAAACUCUCCAGGCUGGACAUGCUAGCGAUGCCUCGGAAGCGGACAAGCUCGUUCAACACACCCAGCGACACCGAGGCCUCCUCCGCUCCACAGUGGACUGGCAGGAGCACAGGAUUCUCCAACCGCAGCACUGAGUCUGGUAGCGGCUCCAUUCGAAGGUCCUCUGCUCCGGUGUCAAAGCCUGUGGAAAGGCUGCAGAAAGCACCACUCAGCAAGGCACCAGUCACUCGUGGACGCUCGAGUAGUGCCAAAUACGCCAGCAGCACUGCAAGCUCCAGGAGACGACAGAAAGGCUCUGACUAUACGUCUACCUCAGAUGAGGAGUACGACUCAAACCAGAGCACUCCUAAACACAAACGCUCCCAACCUUCCUCAGCUUCCCACAGCCCACGUCAUCAGCCUCGGCCUCAGCCGGUGGUCGCCCUGCGUCCGAAACCCCGUUGCAGAGACUCUGAGGAGGAGAACCAUGAGGGAGAUGCAUUCCAAAAUUGGUCGAACCACAGUUCUGAGAUUGCACGGUUGAGUCAAGACCUGGCUAAAGACCUCGCUAUCUUGGCCAGAGAGAUCCAUGACGUGGCAGGUGAUGGUGAUCCACAAAACCCUGGAGUGGAGAGCAGUGCACCUGUUUCCACAGUGACCGCUCAUGAGCAGCUCAUUCAUCGUAUUCCAGAGGCUGGAUUAAACUACCAGAGAGUCCCACCAAGUUCUGCAUCUACAAGAGAACCUGAUCAGAGCACAAGUGACCACGAACAGAUCUCCAGACAGAGAGCUCGGAGCAGAGACGAGGUCAUUGUGGACAAUCUGAUGCUGAAUCCAGUGUCUCAGAUCACCAUGGCCAUCAAAGAAAAUACUGAGCAACUUGCUGACAAAAUUAAGGUGCUGUUCCAGGAUAGGAUGGAUAUCUGGGAAGAAAUUGAGGCCAAGGUGAACUCUGACAAUGAUGUUCCUGUGGUCAAAACCUCCAACAAGGAAAUCACAUCUAUCUUGAAAGAACUCAGGAGAGUUCAACGACAGCUUGAGGUCAUUAACACGGUCAUGGAGCCCAGUGGGCAGCCUGAAGCAUCAAAGGCCUCAGCCCUUGCGGUCUCCUCCUCAUCUGGAGCUCGGCCCUCCAGACCUCCCGCCUCACGAGACUGGAGAACAGUCCACUCUGUCUCAAAACGUGGCGGCGGCCCGAGGCCCAGUGAGAGCGUUAGGAGAGCAGCGGUGACACCAGACGAUCUCAGAGCGGGAUAUUUAGUCUGAGCCAAACCCAGGUGUCUGACUGUCACACUCACAAUGAAACCGGGGGGGGGGGAUUUCCACAGAAUUGUAGCCUCCCAUACAUCCAGACAUACACACUACUGCACUAUGAGCACUACACACUUACACACAGCUGCACUUAACGCCCUUAGAGUAAGCUCAGUGGGAGGCCUAAAUAUGAACUGAAGAUUUGAGGAAGUACCAAAAACUUCAGUAAACCUCACCUCUGAUAGGCUUGUACUAUACUUGAUCCUCUUUUUUUAGAGGUUGAUCUCUUUUAUUUGCCAAUGAUAUUACCAGCAUUACUGAUUUUAAAGCUCAUUGUAUUUACUUGGUUUAUUUGAAAACCGGCCUGAGCAAAAUCAUCUCAGGGAAAACUACUAUAACACUUCAAUGUUUAGUGACAAAUCACAUUUUAGAGGAAAUACUUCACUGAUAUUUGUUUGGAGUAGGAAACAACUGCAGAAACACCAGCAGAUCUUAGUGUACUUUUGUACUCAGUAAACCCAUUUUGUCUUUGCCACUUUUCUUUUGGUGGACCAGAUUAAUUGAAGAAUGUAAGAAGUAUUUAUUAGGGUUUUUUUGUGAGACACUGUAACCAAGACAACAUGACUUUUGGAAAGUUUCUAGACUCUAGUGCCAGACCAAUUAAAGUUAUAUACAUAGUUGCUACCAGCCAAUUUCUUCAGCAUUUAUUCUGUUAACAUUUCCCAGUGUAGCGACUCUGUCCUGGCUCUCCUCAGCACAUGGACAUAAUAUUUUGUCCAGCUGGAGAUGAAAAUCCUUCAGGAAUGUGUGGUCCGAUUGGUAGGAGGGACUCCAGAGGUUAGUCACCUUGGCAACCACAAACUGAAGUGGCUGUAAAACAAGACAUUCCUGGCUUCUCUACCGUCUAAGAAGUGUGUUUUUAUUUAUGCAUCAAACACAGAUGGAGGCUUGAAACUAGUUUUUGUUGUUUUUGAUGACUGAAGAGCACAGUCAGCUCAGAGGUUUGGCCAAAGACAAUCAGAAAACGGCUGACAGAUAUUGAAUCUCUUUUAUCUGUGUUUGUACUAAACUUAUCACACCACACACUUUAAAACAUCGUGGUAAGAUUUGAAAUUUCCUCUUCAGUCACAAGUUAACUCCUGAUGUGUCCUCACAUGACAGGAGAAGUAAAGUCAAUUUAACAUUUAGGUUGACAGUCAAUGUUUAAAACUGUUAAUCUGAUGAUUAGUUCCUGUUGUUCAGUGUGUAAAUAUCUAAAGAAGUGUACGUCAUACAUAUUACCUCUCAAUCUUGUCUUUUGCACUAAUGUAGUACAACGCGACUCCCCUCGACCUGAUAUGCUGCAAACUGAAGUUGUUACUCUCCUUGCACAAGUUUGUAAACAUUUAAUGCUGUUGAGGUUGAAGCAGAAGACAAAGCGACCCAACACACCAGCAACUCUCUGUUUCCCUUUUCCCAGUCUAGAUUGUACACGUGAUUGCAUUGGGAAGUACCAACAAGUGCCACAGAGCUUUGUGGGAGGUUUACAAACUCAAGCAAAACAUUGAAUGUUUCUCAAAAGUGUUGCUGCUAUUCUUCUUCUAUUUGGGAUAGUAUUCCCCCCUUUGCUUUACUCCACCUAAGUCAAAGCUACAGCAGGUUUGCUGAAAUGUAAUUCUUGUUUGUCAGAUUUGUGUCCCUUUUUUUUGAUAUUCAAUUUAUGUUUCUCCUUCUGUCACCCAGAAUGAUUUGGUUGUAAUCGUGCUGUAUUGUUAGCUGGUAUUUAUGUUUGGUUAUUUGUGUAAUUUGUGAGAUGAUGAAUGCAGAUUUUUCAAAUAAAUAUGAUUAGCGAA